Messenger RNA from Armigeres subalbatus, 804 nucleotides. RefSeq names its product thyrostimulin alpha-2 subunit-like. Bases 304 to 666 code for a protein of 120 amino acids. Gene Ontology annotation, biological process: cell surface receptor signaling pathway. The transcript is spliced from 2 exons. The record is from RefSeq and is a predicted model, not a curated record. NCBI's taxonomy places the organism in Eukaryota, Metazoa, Arthropoda, Insecta, Diptera, Culicidae. Gene Ontology annotation, molecular function: hormone receptor binding.
CCCAUUUGAUAAACAGUUUCUAGUUUGCUAAUUUGGAAAUUUUUCGAGAUUGUCAUCGUUCCACCCAUAACGUGGAACGCGGAAGGACAACAUGCUUCACAGUUUUAUUCGAGGCUGCGCAUGUUCGCAAUACACUUGGUUAGAAAUGCCACUUAUAAAAAUCUUUGGACACCGAAGAAACCCGUCAGUAAGUUACAAAUCGUCCUAAAAGUUGCAUUGACCUUUGAACGGUUGCAGAGUCAUGAUGCCACGGCUUGCUAUCGAGUGAUGUGAUUUUUUCUUCGAUUCUUACCAGACGCAGACAUGAAGUGGUUGCGAAUUACAACACUAAUAUUACUCGCAUCGUUGAUUUAUGGCCGAGAGGCAUGGCAAAGACCAGGAUGCCAUAAAAUAGGCCACACGCGCAAAAUUAGCAUUCCGGAUUGCGUCGAGUUUUCGAUAUCGACCAAUGCCUGCCGAGGAUUUUGCGAAUCGUUCGCCGUUCCCUCGGAUCCAUUCGCUGUGGGGCUGAUGAAGCCGAUCAAACCGGUGACAUCCGUUGGCCAGUGCUGUAACAUCAUGGAAACGGAGGACGUAAAAGUACGGGUGUUUUGCGUCGAUGGUAUUCGCAAUCUAAUAUUUAAAUCGGCUAUCAAAUGCGCCUGCUAUCAUUGUAAAAAGGAGUGAUUGGCGUGUCGUGUAAGAACGCGCCACUUAUAGAAAAAUAAAAUGUAAAUUAAUGAAAGUUUUUACCUCUGAACAAGCAUGUUUUCGCAUAAGUGUUGGACAUCGUAGUCAUAGUGUUUUAAUAAAUUUAGGAAUCGU